Salvia hispanica is the source of this 1676-nucleotide messenger RNA. RefSeq names its product salviol synthase-like. The record is from RefSeq and is a predicted model, not a curated record. Gene Ontology annotation, molecular function: iron ion binding; monooxygenase activity; oxidoreductase activity, acting on paired donors, with incorporation or reduction of molecular oxygen. Lineage: Eukaryota; Viridiplantae; Streptophyta; Magnoliopsida; Lamiales; Lamiaceae.
UAGGAAAGUAGAGAACUUGUAAACCAUGGAGUUUAGCAUCCUUUCAACACUCAUCCCUCUUCUUCCCUUUCUCCUCUUUCUCUUGAUGUUCCUCAAAUCUCUCACAAUCUCAAAAUCAGCAAAGAGUUACUCACACAUCCCCGGCCCCAAACCCCUCCCUCUCAUCGGCAACCUCCACCUCAUGCUCCGCGCCUCCUCCGGCCCCCACCGCUUCUUCCGUUCCCUCUCCGCCAAACACGGCCCCCUAACGCACCUCCAGCUCGGCGAGCUCCACUUCCUCAUCGCCUCCUCCGCCGAUCUCGCAAAGCAAGUGAUGAAAACUCACGACACCAUCUUCGCCAACCGCCCCCUCAUGCUGGCCACGGAGGAGCUCGCCUACGACUCCUCCGGCAUCACCUUCUCCCCCCACGGCGACCACUGGCGCCUCCUCCGCAAGAUCUGCACCGCCGAGCUCCUCACCGCCCGGCGCGUGCGCUCCUUCCGCCGCAUUCGAGAAGAGGAAGCCACAGACAUGCGCAGUUGGAUCGCCUCUCGCGAGGGAUCAGCGAUUGAUCUCUCGGAGAGGCUCUACAUGACGUCGUACGACGUCAUCGUGAGGGCGGCCGUGAACAAGGCGAAAACCGAGCAGCGGGAGAUGACGGUUUCGAUACUGAUGCAAAUUGUAAAGUUGACUUCGGGGUUCAUGUUGGCGGAUCUCUAUCCUUCCGUCAAAUUGCUUCCCUUGAUCACCGGAGCCCGGUCCAAGAUCCGGGGGAUGCGUCGCAAGUUGGACGAGGUGCUCGAUGGCAUGAUCCAGCAGCACAGAGCGGCCGCGGAUGACGGGGAUGAUGAUGAGGCCAAGUUUGAAGGUUUCUUGGAUAUUCUCCUCAGAUUUGAGAAAGAUGGGACUUUAACUAUAGACAAUGUCAAAGCAGUGCUAUUGGAUAUGUUUAUCGCGGGAACUGACACGUCAGCCACUACCGUAGAAUGGGCAUUGUCGGAGCUGAUUAGAAACCCUAGCAAACUCGUCAAAGCUCAACAAGAAGUCAGAGAGAUUUUUGACAACGAGGGAUCAUAUAUAGAUGAAGACAAGUUCCAUGAGCUAAAAUACCUCAAAUUAAUCAUCAAAGAGACUCUGAGAUUGCACCCACCGGCCCCACUUUUAAUCCCAAAAGUGAACUCCCAAAGAUGUGAAAUCAAUGGUUACGAAAUCCCAGCAGGAACAAGAGUUAUAGUGAAUGGAUGGGCACUGGGAAGAGAUCCCGAGUAUUGGAACGAUCCUGAGAAGUUUAUGCCCGAGAGAUUUGAGGAAAGUUCCCAUGAUUUCAAUGGGAGCAAUCUUGAGUACAUACCCUUUGGCGCGGGAAGGAGAAUUUGUCCCGGCAUGUUGUUCGGGCUCGCCAACGUGGAGCUUCCACUGGCUAUGCUUCUCUAUCAUUUUGAUUGGGAAAUGCCGAACGGGAUGAAAUGUGAAGAAUUGGAUAUGACAGAGGGCUUUGGCGCCACUGUUCAUAGGAAACACCCUUUGCAUUUGAUCCCUAUUGUUAAGCGACCUUUACACAAAGGUGAUUUAUUAAUUUAGGGUGGAUUUAUUUUGAGUGAUAGAGUUUUUUAAUUUGGAAUGGUUCUUCAUACACUUCUCACUAUGUAAUGCCAGUCUAUUAUUUAUCAUUGAAAUAAAAUGGCGUCAUUUUGUA